AAGUAAAGGAGGAAGAUCCAAGCAGUUCAGGCCUAUACAUUAAACGAAUAAAUGAAAUUUAUGAAGAGGCGAGUUGUCAGCCAGCUAGGUCUAUAGAAGCCUGUAGAAGACAGAUGAUGGAUUUCUUUGCCCUGAUUAAACCACAAUCUGGUUAGUGAUAGUCUUUGGGAGACAUUUAUUUAACUCCUUUAUAGGCUAUGUAUACUUAUACAGUAUAUCGUUUAUAUUGCUCUUUGUCUUUUGAUCAUUAGCCAUCUAAUCUGCAGAUAAAGGUGACAAUAAAGAUUAAUUUCUAGGAAUUAUGGUCACAAUGAAGCUAUGUACAUUUUAUGAAGGUUACUCUAUAAUGCACUUUCAAAAUCAUGGCAACGUGGCUAUUAUUCUAGAAGACAGACACAUAUUUGUGCCACGUAACUCCCUUUGUGAUAGAGACACUUUCUGUGCACUUGGGCCAUACAUGAAAUCCAGCCUGCUUGUUAAUUUUUCAGAAGCAUUAUUUAUUUAUUGAUCAGGUUAAAACUGUAAUUUAACAAGGAAUGAUUCUCUCUGUUUUGCAGUGUGCACAAUCAUGUCUGCAAAGGGGCAAGUGGGUUACACCUAUGAAUUCCAGGAUGUUUCACACCCAGCGCAAUUCUUAGACUCCAUGUGGGAGUGUUACAUGGAAGGCCUCUUUACAGACGUUACACUACAGUGCAACAAUGGGCAGUUGUUCCACUGUCACAGAGCAGCGCUCGCUGCACGUAGCCCCUUUUUCAAAGUGAUGUUUACAGUAGACAUGCGUGAGAAGACUGAUGGCUUGGUGCGACUGCCAGGCAUAGACAGCGAAGUCCUCGGCAUGCUCAUAGAGUUUAUGUACACCUCCACGGUGAUGAUAACCCAGGGGAACGUGGAGAAGCUCCUGGAGGCUGCGGACAUGCUGCAGGUCAGACCGAUUAAGACUGCAUGCGAGGAGUUCCUGGUGCGUCUUCUGGAUGUAGACAACUGUCUGGGUAUGCAAGCGUUUGCUGAGCACCACGCGUGCUCAAGUUUAGAGCGGGAGGCGCAGAGGAUGGUGCUCUUCCAGUUCGAGGAGCUCGUCGGCCAGGAGGAGUUCUUGGAGGUCAGCCUUGAGCGCCUUCGCUCCAUCCUCUCCACCAAGAACCUCAACGUGAGGAAACAGGAGGUUCUGGUGGACGCGCUGAUCAAAUGGGUCAGCCAUGGAGCCCUGACUCGACUCGGCCUCACCCGGGCCUUGCUUCACUGCAUAAACAUGGACCUGGACGAAAAGAACUUCUUCAGGAACAUCCUAAAGUCCCAAAGGAACUGCUCUAACCUCAGUGGGACAGAACGGAUCCGUUCCGCUCUCAUGUCGUCCCUUCUGCCCGGUUUCACCAGCGCACGUCUCAGCUGCAAGAAGCCCACCGCCAGCAUGUACAUAGUCGGAGGCUACCACUGGCAUCCGCUCUCCGAGGUCCACGUUUGGGACCCACUGUCAAACAUAUGGGCGCAGGGCACAGACAUGCCCGACCACACCCGAGAGAGCUACAGCAUCGCCCAGCUAGGGCCAAGCAUCUAUGUCACGGGGGGCUAUCGGACAGACAAAGUCGAGGCCCUGAACACAGUGUGGGUGUACAAUAGCGACCAUGAUGAGUGGGCACCCGGGUGCCCUAUGUUGGGAGAGCGCUACUACCACUGCUCUGUGGCCAUGCAUGGGUGUGUGUAUGCCAUCGGUGGCUACAGAGGAGGAGCGCCCACUGCUGAGACGGAAUUCUAUGACCCGCUCAAGAAGAAGUGGUUCCCAGUGGCGAAUAUGAUCCAAGGUGUGGGGAAUGCCACAGCAUGUGUCAUACAUGACACCAUUUAUGUAACCGGUGGUCACUAUGGUUACAAAGGAAGCUGCACAUAUGAGAAGGUUCAGAUGUACAAGGCAGAUCUGAAUGAAUGGAGCAUCAUCACCACCUGUCCCCACCCAGAGUACGGCCUCUGCUCAGUCUCGCUGAACAACAGGCUUUACGUGGUAGGAGGCCAGACCACUGUGACAGACUGCUACGACCCAAAAACAGACAAGUGGAUCAAACUCUCAAACAUGAAAGAGAGAAGAAUGGAGUGUGGAGCCGUGGCCAUGAAUGGCUGUGUUUACGUGACUGGUGGUUACUCAUACACCAAAGGCACAUACCUGCACAGCAUGGAGCGGUUCGACCCGGAACAGGCCACCUGGGAGAUUGUGGGUACACUGCCCAGUGCAGCAAGAUCACAUGGAUGCGUUUGUGUUUACAAUCUGUAGCACGGAGUUGUUGCAUAAACCAGGAGAGGAGUAGUAGGGUGUCUUAAAGCACAACAAACUAACAAAAACAAAUGACAUUGCAAAAAAACCCCGAAAUAACAUAAAGGACAUAAAAUCGCACCUGCAACACAAGAAGGGAGACGGAAAAUAAAAACAUCAAGAGAGUGUCCAGUUAAUUGCUUUAAGUACAAAUAUCUGUACGCUCUGAAGCAACAACCUCCACGUCAGCACGUCCCCUGUUUCAUCAUCUGAUCAUCAUCAUUGCAACAGCACUGACCCAAACAGUACACAAGAGUGGUAGGCCCAUGUUUAUUUACAGGAGACGAGAUAUGGCAAGAUAUUUGCUGUAUCAGAGAAGACAGAUGGUGGUGCUGUAUCGUCGGCCCAGGCUGACAGGAGGGUUGUUGUCAGUUUCCAUACAUGAUAGUCGUUUUUUACAUGAUAGUCUGACUGUUAAUAACCAAAUACGUGGGCCAAAUAGAAAGUGGUGUGUGUUGAACGAUGUAAUACGAUACACAUAGAGACUGAAAGGUUAUAACGACAAUGCAAAAUCUCAUCAAUAGAAACCUGUUCUAUUGUAUGGAGGUUUGUGUGUCAACCAAUGGUCUUGGUGUAUACUCAGGGAACAUUUUCACAGCAAACCGCAGAAAAUGUAGAAUACAAUUUCUGUUAUUAUUAUCUAUUAUAUAUUAUUUGUCUCUCAUUUUUUUAUGAUUCAAAGGAUUUAUAUGAUGAACAUUGAAGUCAGGCGUGUUUUCGCAAAUGACAACUGUUACAGUUUCUUUUUAUUUUUUUAAGGGAAAUGUGUUGUGACAUGUAGCUUGAAUUGUAUGUAGCAUCUUGAUGUUUAUUAAUUUAAUGCAUUGAUGUCAUGUUUGAUCUUUGAUGGCAGAGUACAGGCCCUCAAUUUAAUCAGGAUUCAUCCAGGUCAGCUAUUGAAUUGUGUCAUUUUUUAUUUGGAUGAAUGGAAUGUUAUGUUGGUCUGCUGUAGCUCCUUUUCUUAUGUCUCAUGUUAUGGGGUGUGUACAAAUAUUUUCUUGGGUGAAAAA
Messenger RNA from Sardina pilchardus (European sardine), 3312 nucleotides. RefSeq names its product kelch-like protein 23. The record is from RefSeq and is a predicted model, not a curated record. The transcript is spliced from 3 exons. Gene Ontology annotation, molecular function: protein binding. Bases 569 to 2263 code for a protein of 564 amino acids. Lineage: Eukaryota; Metazoa; Chordata; Actinopteri; Clupeiformes; Clupeidae.